AGCGCAUGUGAUGUCGCACGAGCGAAGAUUAAACGAUUCUCAUGAAUUCCAAGAAAGUAGAGUCAGCAUAUCCGCGAUACGGGGGUGUCAGGCAUGACAUACACACCCACUGAUACAAACACCCACAUCAAUCACGUUUGCAGUUUCCAUCUCACCCCGUCCUCGCCGGCAGAGCGUGUGCUGCACUCCUCCUCUGCGCCACUAGAGGGAGUCACAGCGUCAUAAAUCUUAACGCACGGUAGCUCCCAUCAACGCCCCUGAGCUGCCGGGACGCGGUGACGGAUUGGCAACAAACGAAGAAAACUUCGGGCGUGCGUGCGUGCGUGCGAUUGACAUCCAACUAUUUAAGCUUCAAACUUCUCUCUCACUCUCUCUCUCUCUCUCAAUGCGCUCGCUCUCGAAACUACGAGCAGACACUACUCCGGGCGAAGAAGAAAAGUGAACUGGAUGAUUCUUCUAAAGUGGAGUACGACCUUCCCUCAUUAAGCCAGAGGCUCCUCCAUCAUCGCUCUUCCAUUCUCCGCAUCCUCAGAGUCUUCAAAAAAUUUUCGACCGGGGAUUUCCAGGUGUUGUGAAAACUGUCACCCGGCAGGCCUGCUGCUGACCCCCGGGGUGCUCUGUCGCCAUGGCUACCAACAGGGAACAGCAGGUGGGUCACAUGACGGGCUUCCCACCUGCUGUCUACCCCUUCGCCUUCAACUCCAUGAGAAGCCACUCCCCCUUUGACCUGCUGGCCAACAGCAGCUUGUUUGGGAGAUUUGGCGCUGACCUGCCCAAAGAGAUGGCCGCUCUCUCGGUCGAGACCCAGAGCACCAGCUCUGAGGAGAUGGUACCUAGUUCUCCGUCUCCACCUCCCCCACCUCGCGUCUACAAGCCCUGCUUUGUGUGCCAGGACAAGUCCUCAGGGUACCACUACGGGGUCAGCUCCUGCGAGGGCUGCAAGGGUUUCUUCCGCCGCAGUAUCCAGAAAAACAUGGUGUACACCUGCCACAGAGACAAGAACUGUCAGAUUAACAAGGUCACACGCAACCGCUGCCAGUACUGCAGGCUGCAGAAGUGCUUUGAGGUCGGCAUGUCCAAGGAAGCGGUGCGUAAUGACAGAAACAAGAAGAAGAAGGAUGUGAAGGAGGAGGUGGUGCUUCCUGAGAGCUAUGAGCUAAGCGGAGAGCUAGAGGAGUUGGUCAAUAAAGUCAGCAAAGCUCACCAAGAAACCUUCCCGUCACUUUGCCAGUUGGGCAAAUACACCACCAACUCCAGCUCAGACCACCGCGUCCAGCUGGAUCUGGGUCUAUGGGACAAGUUCAGCGAGCUCUCCACCAAAUGCAUCAUCAAGAUUGUGGAAUUCGCCAAGCGGCUGCCAGGUUUCACCACCCUCACCAUCGCGGACCAGAUUACUCUACUUAAGUCGGCCUGCCUGGACAUACUGAUGCUGAGGAUCUGCACACGCUACACCCCAGAACAGGACACUAUGACCUUCUCAGAUGGCCUGACUCUGAACCGGACUCAGAUGCACAACGCCGGCUUCGGACCGCUCACAGACCUGGUGUUUGCGUUCGCUGGCCAGCUUCUACCCCUGGAGAUGGACGACACAGAAACUGGCCUCCUCAGUGCCAUCUGCCUCAUCUGUGGAGACCGUAUGGAUCUAGAAGAGCCCCAGAAAGUGGAUAAGCUGCAGGAGCCUCUGCUUGAGGCUCUGAAGAUCUACGCUCGCCGCCGCCGCCCCAACAAACCUCAUAUGUUUCCACGCAUGCUGAUGAAGAUCACUGACCUCAGGGGCAUCAGCACCAAGGGUGCGGAGAGAGCCAUCACUCUGAAGAUGGAGAUCCCAGGGCCAAUGCCUCCCCUGAUCAGGGAGAUGCUUGAGAACCCAGAAGCUUUCGACGACCAAACAGAGUGCAACGAGAGCCCGCCCCCUCCACCUCCGCUGCCGCCCCCACCCCCAGCCCUGGUCCUGAAGCAGGAGGCCGAGGAUGAGGACGACAGCUGGGCCACGGAGAACGGGAGCGAGCCGUCGCCAGCGGAGGAGGAGGACGAGGACGACGAGGACGAUGCGGGAGAAGAGGAGCGAGACAGGGGCUCGGACAGUGACGGGGAGUCCUGGGGGGUCCUGGAUGCCAUAGAUGGGUCAAGGAAAGGCCUCGUUGGGAGAGCGCAGUGAACAGAGCAUUUCAUACAUACAUGCAUACAUACACUAACGCACAUGCAGGUUCACACACACAUACACACACACACAUAGUACAGACAUACAGCACAACCUCACUCACUCUCCCACCUCAAGAAAAUGCUGGCCUUCCCUCCCCUCCCUCCCCCCUUCUCUCUCUUUACUGCACAUCACUGUGUCCUCCUCCGCAGAGCACAGCAGAGCCUUAUGUGUACAGACACUUCUAACUCAGGCCACAUGGUCCAUGACAAGUGAACUACAGAAAAGCAGAGUAAAGGAGAGAUGACAGUAAAUCAUAUGAACUCCUGGCAUAGCCAAGAGGGAAGUUAACAUGACAAAAAGAACAUCACCUCUUUGAGAAAGCUAAAUGUCUCUUUUUUUCCACUAUUGUUGUUUAUAUCUAAAAUAGGGGAACGGCCAAACCAGACACCAGAACUGAGCAGUUGAUUCCGAUGGAUUACAACAAGCACAUUUCUCAAAAGAAAACAAGAGCACAGGGCAAAACCAAAUCGAGUAUGCUAAUCUUUUGUUUUUUUUUUGUGGUUAUUGCUUUUGAAUAUUGUUUUCAGUUUUUCUUUUUUUCAAUUUAUGAAUAAGUCCAUACAUAUCUAUAUACCAUUAUAUUUUUGUCUUUAUUUGUUAUUCUGGUUUUAUAUAUGAAUUCUUUAGACAAGUUUUUUCUUUGAAGAGCUUUCCUGAGAAGAUAUUCAGAGGGAAAGAAGGGUAAUCAGAACUGGCUGGGUCUUCCUUAUCAGCUACAUAUGCUUGGCUGGGGCUUUUUUGGGCACUUUGGCUCACUGUGGAUGUCAAUGAUAAUCAACCCAGAGGACUAUUGUUAUGUUGCAGUGACUUUAAUCAGUUUCUGUUAUCAGGGAAUUGGCAUUAUUCUAUUUUUUGCUCUCGUUGCAGCCAACACACGCUGUCAAUGCGGAAAGUAACUAUCUAUGUGCCAAAGUUAGGAAAAGUCAUCUUCGGAGCAUGAGUUUGACUACUGGCAGGGACUCCAGCCACGAUCCAGCGAUCCUCACAGCAGAGCGCUCACUCACACAUGCACUAAGACAGACACAUCCUUGAUCUCAUGCAUGGUAUAUACACACAAAAGCAUACAGACAGACACACACACACACUCCUUUCACUCUACCCUCAGCUGUAGGAGAUGUGCCGACCUGGCAUCGAGUGCCUGGACAGAGAUUUACACUUGAUCGUAUAUGUAGCACUUUUGUGAUCCUCUAUUCAAGCAGGGCACACCUCAUCUGCUGAGGGUAGAGUUACUGUCUGUGAGUUUGUAUCUCCGUUAGCACGUCCCACACGAGGACAACGUCAACAAAUUGAAUACAAUCAACCCUAGAGCACUGCCCGAUUAUGUCAGUAGCCGAAUACACACUUUCAGCACAGAACAAAAACAUCCUCACAUGGCGGCGACAUUAUAUGCAUCGAUACGAUGAUCAAAGACAUAUGCAAGUCGAAAAGCAGGAAUCCUUAUGGAAGACAUUUUGGAAUCAGACUCAGGGCUUUUCAGUAAGGACCAAACCCUAGCUGCUUUCAGGCACGCUAGAAACAGGCAAUAUUUAUGUGUGUAUUCUUGACUCCGUUUCGAUCAGCUCAGACCCCCCUCUGCGUGUACAUAGAAGGUAACAAGUCUGAAAAACAGCAUGGAUGCCAGCAGACUGACUCUCCCAGUGGGGAGGGGCAAAUCAUCAUCAUCAUCUUCAUCCUCCUCAUCAUCGUCGUCAUCGCAGCCCCCUCCCUGCCUGUGCUCGCGCUGGCAUCCAUGCAGCAAACUGCCUUCUCAUCCCAAAAGCCAUUAUAUCAACUUGUCUUCUUGUGUAUAUCCUCACUUCUCUUUAAAGGAGCUGCAGAGGAUUAUGUGUUCUCGUGUAUCAUUUCUUUAUUGCCAAAAUGUCUCAGUAGGCGAUCAGCUGGGAGAGUGCAGCUGAUAUACAGUACAGAGGGUUUUUGGUUUUUUUUGUUUUUUUGUUUGUUUUUUUUGUCUCUCUUCGAAGCAAUAUGAACGUUCUCUCUGUAGUGGUGAGAGGUCCCAUCUUCUGAAUACGGGCAGGUCUCCUCAUUUAGAGUUGAGUGUGUGUGUGCGUGUGCGUGUGUGUGUGUGUGUGUGUGUGUGCGUGUGUGUGUGUGUGUGUGUGUGAAUGCUGUAACACAGUUUCAGUCAUAGGGUGAAUGUGUGUGUGUGUGUGUGUGAAUGCUGUAACACGGUUUCAGUCAUAGGGUGAAUGUCCUCGGUAUGGUGCUAUCACACAGAAACUCUUGUGUGAUGACCUCAUCCUUUCUCUCUGCUGGGCUGCCAUGAUAUUAACCGUGGUAAUGCAGGCAGAAUAUUGAGAUUAUGUUGUUCUGUUUUUGUUUUUCAACAAGUUGUUGUCUACCCUCUGUUUAUGUCAACUCUUGUCAUACAAAGAAAAGCCAUAUAAACAGUAAGAGGCACAAUAAACUACUUUUGUGAGAUUA
Messenger RNA from Lates calcarifer (barramundi perch), 4627 nucleotides. RefSeq names its product retinoic acid receptor gamma a (gene rarga). Lineage: Eukaryota; Metazoa; Chordata; Actinopteri; Centropomidae. The transcript is spliced from 11 exons. Gene Ontology annotation, molecular function: nuclear glucocorticoid receptor binding; RNA polymerase II cis-regulatory region sequence-specific DNA binding; nuclear receptor activity. The record is from RefSeq and is a predicted model, not a curated record. Bases 626 to 2158 code for a protein of 510 amino acids. Gene Ontology annotation, biological process: regulation of transcription by RNA polymerase II; cellular response to corticotropin-releasing hormone stimulus; retinoic acid receptor signaling pathway. Gene Ontology annotation, cellular component: nucleus; transcription regulator complex.